Messenger RNA from Carya illinoinensis, 1725 nucleotides. Its product is annotated as protein TIFY 8-like. NCBI's taxonomy places the organism in Eukaryota, Viridiplantae, Streptophyta, Magnoliopsida, Fagales, Juglandaceae. The record is from RefSeq and is a predicted model, not a curated record. Gene Ontology annotation, cellular component: nucleus. The transcript is spliced from 7 exons. Gene Ontology annotation, biological process: response to wounding; regulation of defense response; regulation of jasmonic acid mediated signaling pathway. Bases 183 to 1493 code for a protein of 436 amino acids.
UGAGGGUGCUACCUUCGGAUUAAAUUGCUUCACUGACAUGUUUCUUGCUAGCCUUGGUCAUACUAAUGAUAUAUACAUAGCGAGGCAAAUUAUUAAGAGGAACGAUUCUUUUGUGGAAUCCUGCCUAGACUAUAUAUAUGAAGAGAAGUUAUGCAGGAGAAUAAUAUGGGGAUGAAGAAGCAAUGGCCAUACAAGUAAUGGCUCAGCAGCCCACUAUGCCCAACAAUGCCAGUACCAACGCUAGUAGUAACAGUUCGAGCCAAACCCAACAACCUCAAUUAGCUAAGACAAUGUUCCAUGACUUUCUGGGCAUGAAGAAGACCACCGAUUCCCACAUGGGUCUUGCCCCCAAAGCCGCGGAGUCGCCUUCUGCCUCCGCAUCUCUAGGCGCUUCCUCUGGUGGUGGCCGUGUCCUCAUCUCCACCACUUCUGAUUUGGGUUCCGAAAGACAGGUUGGAAAUCAUCUCGAAGGGAUUCCAUUCUAUGGUCCAAGGAGUGAUAUUACUGGGCCUGAGAUAAGUAACAGAAUAGCAGGAAGUAAGCGAAGUCAUCCCGAUUCUGCUUUUACGGGGUCAUUUAGGGAUGGGAUCAUAAACUUGGAUCAUGAUUCGCUUGAGAACUCACAUUUGAUUAAGUUACUCCGAAAUGGAGCUGAGGGGGAGCGACGUAGAAGGUCCAAUGAUGAUGAAGUGUUAUUUGCUCUGCAGCCACUAAGGCCAACUUCUGCUUCUCUUGUGUCUCAGCCUCCCACUGGAAGUAGAGCUGAUGCUAGUGUCUCCAAAUGGGAUCGGUCUACUUCUAUGAAUGCUGGCGUUGCAGUAAAAUAUCCCCCGCGUGGGGGUCAAUUUGCACCUAUCCUGCAUCAGGUACCUUCAAACAGAUUCAGGGACACCACUGCCGGUCCCUCAUGUAUCUCGCACUCAGCUGCUGAUGAGGGAUCUAGAACUGGAAAGAAAGGCCCUGGAAUUUUGAGUUCCAUUAAUGCCAUUAGUGGUGCCCCUGAAAGAAACUCACCUGGAGUACUUCCAAGUGGCAGCAGACAGAAGUCCGGGACUACUGUGUUAGAGCCAGAAUCUUCUGCUCCUCCAGGCCGAUUUGGGCCAACACCUGCUAGUCGACAGAUGACGAUAUUUUAUGGCGGUCAAGCUCAUGUUUUCGAUGAUGUCCAUCCCAACAAGGCAGACAUUAUAAUGGCCUUAGCUGGAUCAAAUGGAGGAUCUUGGUCGACAAACUACUCUCCUAAAUCUGUUAGGGCAGGUGGUGAAAGUAACAUGCCUGGUAGAGACAGUGAAACGGGUACAGCAAUUAACAUGGCCCUUUUGCGGGAGUUUCGUGGGAGGUUAUCUGCCACCGGCAUUUCAAAUCAUGGAGUUGGCUCCGGUGAUCAAAUAUCUACACCAUCAGGGGGUCAUCAAGGCAGCAUUACAGCAAAAGAUCGAAGUAACCCUGUUCAAGCGGCAGAAGCUAAUCCGGAGGCAAAAAGAGAGAUGUGAUGCUAAUUCUGGAAUAGGUGUUAUUAUUAUUAUUAUUAUUAUUUAAAUUUAAUCCAUACAGGUUAGGGUAAUCGAGCUUUUCCUUACUCUGGUUUCUUUCGGGAUUCUACAUUUUUCUUCUUUGGUUGUGGGAUGGGGCUUUCCUUGUUUAUAGGGAGGGACCCAACAGAGCUAUCAGAUACAGCACUUGCCAAUUUCUAUGAUAUGCUUUUAGCUUGAUGUCUCCUGCAAA